This is a messenger RNA of Sipha flava (yellow sugarcane aphid), 14778 nucleotides long. It is a transcript of the gene mgl, whose product is annotated as low-density lipoprotein receptor-related protein 2. The transcript has 47 exons. Lineage: Eukaryota; Metazoa; Arthropoda; Insecta; Hemiptera; Aphididae. The coding region runs from base 509 to 14422 and encodes 4637 amino acids. The record is from RefSeq and is a predicted model, not a curated record. Gene Ontology annotation, molecular function: protein binding; calcium ion binding.
UCAACAAGUAGGUAGUGCCACGACGUGACCGGUAGUAGUGACUUGUACGCGCGCGCGCGACGUCGACGUGUUUGGUAUCCGUUAUAAGAAUCGUUGUGCGAAUCGCCCCUCGUACGGCGUUUAGUGGCGGUGUGUGUCCUGCUCGACGGACGAACAACAAUAUAAUCGUUUUAAAUAAUAAUCGCUGCAAGUCGCGUGUACGACCGUCAAAACGAGUCGUAUUGUAGAAUAUUUUUAGUAAGAUUCAGUCAGUUGUUCGUUUGUUUUGUUCCCCCUUCUCCUUCUCUGUUGUUAAUUGUUUCUUCUUUACAACUCCGAUCGUCAAGACUUCUCUCCCCGUCCCCUCCCAAAGCGGGAACUCGCUCUUUUUUUUCCGAUUUUCACGCGUGUGCGCGUGUGUCUCCGACGUGCGGCGGUCGAAAGCAAUUAAAACGUUUGGUGGUGCGCGCCAUUAUUUUGUGAUGUUCUGAAGCGACCGCGCCGCAAAUCGUUAACGCGCGCGCGGGCGAUGAUGAUCCGACGAACGUCAGGUACGCCGCCGACGGCCGUGACGGCGACGUUUUUGCGCUCGUCGCACGUCCUGGCCGUCGCCGCUGUACUACUUCUACUGGCAGCCGUGGGAUUCGGCCGAGAUGCUGUCGCAGAAACAACGACCUACACCCCAGUAUCGACGAUAUGUGGAGUCGGCAUGUUCCGGUGUUCAGACGGAAAAUGCAUACCGUCCGAAUUAUUGUGCAACAUGCAAAAGGAUUGCGACCGAGGGGAGGACGAGUUUCAGAGUUGUCCUCCACCUGAAUGUGAACCCACGUUAUUGCCGUGCCGUCAAUACCAUUGGAACAAAACGUACUGUUACCCGCCACAUUACCGGUGUGACGUUACCGUGGAUUGUGUCGACGGUUCUGACGAAGCCGAUUGCACGUACCGAAAAUGUCAGACUGAAGACUUCCGGUGUGAGGUGAACGGUCCCGCCAGUGGUCCAUGUCUGCCCAAGUCUAAACGAUGUGACGGUUACUACGACUGCCGCAAUCAUAAGGACGAGGAGAACUGUGGCCCGGCUAUCAACAUGUCUUGUCCGCUAGACAAAUUCCGUUGUCUAAACGGGCAGAAGUGCAUCGACCCGAAACUAAAAUGCGACCAUCAGAACAAUUGCGGUGACAAUAGUGACGAAGAAAACUGCAACUUUGCUGCUUGUCAUGUGGGCCAAUUCCGGUGCGGCAACGGACUUUGUAUCCCGCUAAACUAUCAGUGCGACGGGUACGCGGACUGCCACGAUGGCAGCGAUGAAUUAAAUUGCACUACUAUGGCAUGUCCGGGAAAAUAUCUGUGUCCGCAAGGUGGACCGAACAAACGGCCUAAGUGCAUAAACAAGUCGCAACUAUGCGACGGACAUAAAGAUUGUGAAGACAACGCAGACGAAGAGGCCGCGUGCUCGACGUUAAGUUGUCCAGCGUUGGGUUGCGAGUACAAGUGCCAGGCGUCGCCCACCGGAGGCACGUGUUAUUGCCCCGAGGGUAGAAAAAUUGGCAACGAUUCGAAAACGUGUAUAGAUCGUGACGAGUGUACCGAAUGGGGAUUCUGUGAACAAUUAUGCAAGAACACGGAAGGGUCGUAUAUGUGCAGUUGUUAUCCCGGAUACGAUCUGGUGGACAAGAAGAAAUGCGUGGCCAAUAAUCGGACUCAAUCGUUCCAGGUGUACUUCGCUCAGGACAAGAAUAUCAUGAAAAUGGACUCCAAGUACCAAAACCAAAUGGUGGUAGCCAACGCGACGUCCGCCAGCGGCAUGGACUACCAUUAUGCAUUCAACACGUUGUUCUGGUCGGACGUGAAGAUGAAGAAGAUCAAGUCCAUGCAGCUGUCCGACGUGAAAAAGUUCAUCCGCGAUGGAAAUGCGAUGCCGGCUGAGAUUACGUUGCCCGGUAUGUGGGAGCCCAUAUCCAUCGCUAUCGACUGGAUCGGCAACAAGCUGUACGUGGUGGACGGCGUGGGACAGAAGAUCGACGUGUUUGAGCUGUACGGCCGGUGGCACGCUAUCGCGCUCAGUAGUAACCUUACCAACCCUUCGGAUAUAGCGCUGGACCCGACGCAAGGGUACAUGUUUAUCGCCGACGGCAAUCAACUGAUCCGCGCCAACAUGGACGGCAGCGACACCAAGGCGAUCGUCACCGACGCCGUGUACAAGGCUUCCGGGGUAGCGGUAGAUAUUCUCGAGAAACGACUGUACUGGUGCGAUUCGCUGUUGGACUACAUCGAGACCGUGGACUACGAUGGCAGCAACAGGCAUCUGAUACUGAGAGGGCCUCAGGUACCGUCACCGUCGCGGCUCGCGGUAUUCGAGAACCGGGUGUACUGGUCGGACGGUACCAAACAGGGUUUACUGAGCGUCAACAAGUACGAUCCGACCACCGUCUCGUCGGUGUACAAGAACCGCGACAUCAAGGACCCGAAGUCUGUGAAGAUCGUCCAUUCGUUGGUCCAAAGAGAAGUACCGUCGCCUUGCAGCAAGAACAACGCUGGCUGUUUGCACAUGUGUAUCGUGACCAGAGGUAGUGAUGGCUUGUUGGCCUACAGAUGCGCCUGUAAUAUGGGUUACCAACUUGCCCAAGAUAUGCAUAGUUGUGUUUUGAUCGAUGAGUUUCUUUUGUACUCGCAACAAAGAUUUAUCAAAGGUAAAGUUUUGAACAAAGUUUCGCAAGGAUUCAGUGAUGCCAUACUGCCUGUAUCGUCAAGGAGAGCUAGAUUUGUAGGUCUAGAUUUCGACGCUCGUGAUAAUUACAUAUAUUAUUCAGACGUUCUUCAAGAUGUUAUCUAUAGAAUACAUAGAAAUGGGACAGGUAGAGAAAUCGUCUUGGCAUCGCAAAAUGAAGGUGUAGAAGGUCUUGCUGUCGACUGGGUAGCCAAGAACCUAUACUACAUCGAUAGCAGAAAAGGAACGUUAAACGUGUUGAGUACCCGUAACGUGACUAAUAAAAGAGUAUUGUUAAAAAAUAUGAAAAGACCCCGAGCGAUUGUAGUACAUCCCAACAAAGGGUAUAUAUUUUUUUCCGAAUGGGAUAGACCUGCAAACAUUAGCCGUGCGUACACUGAUGGUUCUAAUUUGAUCGUGUUUCGAAAUAUCACAUUGGGAUGGCCGAACGGUCUAGCUGUUGAUUUCAUGUCCGAUCGACUUUAUUGGUGUGAUGCGCUGUUAGAUCAUGUACAGCAUUCAAAUCUUGACGGCACGGACGUGAAAACCAUCAAUUCCACAUUGAUCAGACAUCCGUUUUCCAUUGUCACACAUUACGAUUGGAUGUACAUCACCGAUUGGCGACUAGACGCCAUCAUUAAGAUACACAAGUUAACCGGCGUGGUAUCCAACAUCGAAGUACGAGAACCACAAAACAAUCGUUUGUAUGGCGUGAAAAUAUACAGCGAACACGAACAACUUUUAGAUAACAGCCAUCCGUGUUCAAAUGUCGCCAACUACGGAGGAUGUCAAAAGCUGUGUUUCGCGAUCCCUUCAAACUCCUCGAUAACGCUUAAAGCCCAAUGCGGAUGUCCGUAUGGAGAAAAAAUUGCGAUGGACGGUAAAACGUGCGUAGCAGAUCCGAAUGCCGAGCCUCCAGUUACGGCUUGUCCGAAUACAUGGGACUUUACGUGCAACAACAUGCGGUGCAUACCCAAAGCGUGGGUGUGCGAUGGCGACGAUGACUGUCUGGACAAUUCCGACGAAGAACAAAACUGCACUAAGCCGACUUGUGCUCCCGGCGAAUGGCAAUGCGGUUCCGGCCGUUGUGUACCGGGCACGUUCAGAUGUGAUGGUGAAAAUGAUUGUGGUGAUUAUAGCGACGAGACGGGAUGCACGAACGUCACGUGUUCUUCGACGCAAUUUUUAUGCGAUAACAACCGCUGUGUACCGUCCACGUGGAAAUGCGAUUCGGAAAAUGAUUGCGGCGAUGGUUCUGACGAAGGCGAUUUUUGCGCCGAAAAAACUUGUGCAUAUUUCCAGUUCACUUGUCCUCGGUCCGGUCAUUGUAUUCCUCAAACGUGGGUGUGCGAUGGCGAUAAUGACUGUUUCGAUAACCAAGACGAAGAAGGUUGUCCGCCGAUCACGUGUUCACCAACUCAGUUCAAAUGUGCUGAUCUUAGACAAUGUAUACAAGAAACGUACAAAUGUGAUGGCAUAUUGGAUUGCAAUGAUGGCAGUGAUGAACUGGGUUGUCCUACACUAGCUCCUAAUCAAUGUGACACAGAAAAGCAAUUCCGUUGUGAAAAAUCUGGAAUUUGUAUACCAAAAACAUGGUAUUGCGAUGGAACAGCUGAUUGCGAUGAUGAUUCUGAUGAACCAAAAACGUGUGGACAAGUUUCAUGUCAGUCGAACUAUUUUAAAUGCAAUAAUUCGCAGUGUAUUUUCAAAGCAUAUAUUUGUGAUGGAAGAGACGAUUGUGGUGAUGGUUCUGAUGAAGAUUAUAGACUUGCUUGUGGAGCACCACCAUUCAAGUGUAUGUCAGGUGAAUGGCAGUGUCCAAAUGCGACAAAUCGUUGUAUAAAUAUAACAAAUGUUUGUGAUGGAAUACCUCAUUGUCCAAAUGGUGCCGAUGAAGGACCGAAUUGUGACUUACCAGAAUGUGAUAAGGAAGGUUCUUUCUGUUCAAACGGAUGUAAACAAACGCCAGUAGGACCAUUAUGCACAUGUCCCCAUGGUGAAGUUCUGAACACUACAUAUGAAUGUAUGGACCUAAACGAGUGUGACCCACCUGGUCUUUGUUCGCAGCACUGUACAAAUACCAAAGGAAGUUAUUUCUGUUCCUGUGCUUCAGGAUAUAUUCUGGAGUCUGAUAAGCACACUUGUAAAGCUUUAAACCAUAGUGCCGCAUUUCUAAUUAUAUCCAAUCGGCAUUCCAUAUUGGUAGCUGAUCUCAAAGAACAAGGUCUUGAACGGGUCCCUAUUAUAGUGGAAAAUGUAGUUGCAACAGCGUCAAACAUGCAUACAGGCACGAUAUUCUGGUCAGACAUGAAACUUAAAAAAAUAUCCAGGCUGGAUAAAAGCAGUGAACCUAGAGAUAUUAUCACAUCUGGAUUAGAUUUAGUGGAAGGUUUAGCCUAUGAUUGGAUUGGAGGACAUAUUUAUUGGUUAGAUUCUCGGUUGAAUACGGUUGAAGUAGCUAAUGAAAAUGGAACGAAUCGUAUUAUUCUGCUAAAAGAAAAUAUUACUCAACCGAGAGGAAUGAUGUUAGAUCCAAGUCCUGGAGCACGAUGGUUGUUUUGGACUGAUUGGGGAGAGAAUCCAAGAAUUGAACGUGUUGGUAUGGACGGUACUAACCGUUCUGUUAUAAUCAGUUCUAAGAUCUAUUGGCCUAAUGGUUUAACAUUGGAUAUUGUCAAUCAACGUGUAUACUUUGCUGACUCUAAACUUGACUUCAUUGACUUCUGUUAUUAUAACGGUACAGGUCGUCAGCAAGUCAUCGCUGGAAGUCACUAUUUACUUCAUCCACAUUCUUUAACUUUGUUCGAAGACACACUUUACUGGACUGAUAGACAGUUAAAUAGGGUAUUAUCCGCUCAUAAAUUUAAGGGGAAAAAUCAAACAGUGGUUUCCCAUUUAAUUUCACAACCAUUGAGUAUUCAUGUACAUCAUCCGUCCUUACAACCAAUCACACCAAAUCCUUGUGAAAAUACCACUUGUGAGCAACUUUGUUUAUUAUCACCUUCUUCGCCUACAGGAUUCACCUGUAAAUGUAAACCAGGAUACAAAGUUUCUAGUACUGGCCAGUGCCUUGAAAACGAGUCUCCGUUUUUAUUAGUUAUGAGAGGUUACCAAAUUAUUGACGUAAGUCUUACACCAGGAGAUAAAACUACUGGACACAUUGUUCCUAUUGUUGGUAUUGAAGGAGGAACACAAGUAGAUUACGACACAGAAACAAAAUCUUUAUACUGGGUCGAAGGAUUGAAAGUGAAUGAAGAAGAUGAAAGUAUCAACAGCGUUAAUUGUACGUUAAUGAUGUCUCCCUAUCAUGGAGGAAACAAAUCAUCUUUAUUAGGUGAUCUUACUGGUUUCGUUGGAGCCCCAUAUGUUAUCGCUUUUGACUGGAAUGGUCGAAAUUUGUAUAUUGGAAAUCGGGAAUCUUCUAGCUUAGAGGUAGUUAAAGUCGAUGGUAAUAAUAAAUACAGAAUGGUGCUGUUAUCGAAUAAUGGAAAAGAUGUAUCAGUAGCAACACCGAUUGGGAUUGUUUUAGAUCCUAGUGAAGGAAAACUUUACUGGGCUGAUCAAGGAGGAUAUGGAGUACCUCCUAAGAUAGGUAAAAUUAACAUGGAUGGAUCUAAUCCUCAAGUGUUAAUACAUGAUGGUUAUACACCUGAAGCAAUUGCUAUCGACUUAGAACAAAAAAAUAUUUAUUAUAGCACACAAUAUCCUAGCAGCAUAAAAAUGAUGAGUGUGAGUGGUAUGAACCAUCGAACAUUAAUGGGAGAACAUCAAAGUAUUGCUUUCCCAAAAUCAAUGGGCAUUUACGAUCGGUAUUUGUACUUCAUCGAUUCCAGAUAUGAUCAUCUUGUAAGAGUAAAUGCUGAUGAUGGAUCUGGAAUGGAAAAAAUAUUAGAAAACGAUGCAGAUCUUAAAUCAUUAACAGUGUUUUCAAAGAAAACUAAUGAAUAUCAUCCGUGUGCUGUUACUAAAAAUGGGGGUUGUCAACAGUUUUGUAUUCCCAGUGAAAACGGUAAUAGAGUUUGUGCUUGUUCUGUGGGAUAUAAAAAAGAACUAGAUAUUAAAUGUACACCACACACAUCAUUUGCGGUAGUUUCUCAAGUUGAUUUAGUCAGAGGAUAUAGUCUUACCGACACGCUUGAUGCAAUUGUUCCUAUAUCAGGACCAGGACAUCAUAUUUUACACGUUGAUGUUCACGUGGCUCAAAACUGGAUAUAUUGGGUAGAAUUUAAUCGUGGUAUAUGGAAUGGCAUUUAUAGAAUACGACCCAAUGGUACUGAACUUCAACACAUAAUCAAAGACGGUAUUGGUUCCAAUGGUAUUCGUGGUCUGACUAUCGAUUGGAUUGCGGGCAAUAUGUAUUUCACAAAUGUAUUUCCACAUGAAAAUUACGUUGAAGUUUGUUGGUUGGAUGGUUCUAUGCGUAAAGUCCUAGUCAAAACAACUACUGACGCACCAAAAGAAUUGGCGGUUAAUCCAAUCAAACGAUUGUUGUAUUGGAUCGACUACGGUCAGUAUCCUAAAAUAGGAAAAGCUUACUUAGACGGAUCUAAUUGGAUGCCGAUUGUGACAACUGGAAUUAGUCAACCUAGAGAUUUAACUGUUGAUAUGGUUACACAUGAUGUAUAUUGGGUAGAUGCAAGAUUAGAUUUAAUCCAAAAAAUAUCUUCUAGUGGUGGAGAAAGACAGGUUGUACGAAGAAAUAUACCAAAUCCAAUGGGUAUUGCUAUACAUUUGAGUGAUAUGUAUUGGGUCGAUAGAAAUCUAAAAACUGUAUAUAAGGCUUCCAAAUUGCCAGGAAAUAUAUCCAUGCCUAUUCCAAUCAGAACAGGGCUACCCAGAUUACGUGAUAUAGCAAUAUUCGAUGUAAAUACACAACCUCCGGAUGAUUCUAAUUCAUGUUCUCGAUUCGGCAACGGAGGAUGUGAUCAACUAUGUUUCUCAUUCCCACCUUCUUAUUCGUUGAAUAAAUUUUUGUUCCGUUGUGAUUGUGCUACUGGAGUUAUAGCAGCGGGAACGGGUACUAAAUGUGACACGGUGUCUGAAUACUUGGUAUUUGCUACGAGAACUGAAAUUCGAUCAGCAAGUUUAGACCCCCAAUCAACCACACUGCCUUUCAAGCCAGUUGGUAAUUUGUCAAAUGUGGUUGGUUUAGAUUUCGAUUAUUCAGAUAAUAAAUUAUUCUUCACUCAAAUUCGACCAAUGUCCCAGAUAGCAUCAGUGUCGAGUAAUUCGCCUAGCAAUAGCCAAAUAAAAACAAUUUUAGGACGUCGAAUCAACCCAGAAGGAAUCUCGUAUGAUUGGACACAAAAGAAAAUCUAUUGGACAGAUUCAUCGAAUAAUUCCAUAUAUGCAAUGAAUUUAGACGGCACCGAAGUGGUGAUGAUUGCUAGAGUUGAAAGACCUCGAGCAAUUGUUGUCGAUCCAUGUAAUGGAACCUUAUAUUUUACCGACUGGGGAAGAUUUGGUACAGCUGGCAAGAUUUUCAGAACUACAAUGGCAGGGUCUUUGAAAAAAGCAAUCAUCGAUAAGGAUUUGUCUCAACCAAGUGGUUUGACGAUUGAUUUCGAUGAUCAAAUGUUGUAUUGGUCUGACGCCGUGAGAGAAAAGAUUGAAAGAUCUACGCUCGAUGGAUCUAAUCGAGAAGUACUAAUAACAGCUACCAUAUAUCCGUUUGCACUGACUGUCCAUGGAAGUUAUAUAUAUUGGACGGAUCUUCAGCUGAGAGGUGUUUAUAGAGCUGAUAAACAUACUGGUGGUAAUAUGAUAGAAAUUGUCAAGAGAUUAGACGAUUCUCCCAGGGAUAUAGCAAUUUAUUCUAAAGACCGACAAAAAUGUUCCAUAAAUCCAUGUUCAAUUAGCAAUGGAGGAUGCGCACAAAGUUGCCACCCUGGACCCAAUGCUACAGCUGAAUGUAAAUGUGAUGACAAUUCGAAACUUGUAAAUGAAGGUCGUAUGUGUGUUAGUAAGAAUAUCACAUGUGAAAAUAACAAAUUCCACUGUCGCAAUGGAAAGUGUAUAUCACGCAUGUGGUCAUGUGAUGGUGAUGAUGAUUGCGGUGACAACAGUGACGAAGAUGUAAAUUACUGUGCUUAUCAUUCGUGUAGUACUAAUGAGUUCAGAUGUGCCAACGGUCGGUGUAUAUUUAAAACUUGGAAAUGUGAUCAUGAAAAUGAUUGUAAAGACGGAUCUGAUGAAGUUGGAUGUGUUUAUCCACCAUGCGCAGAUGGAGAAUUUACUUGUGCUAAUUUCAGAUGUAUUGCCAUGUCACAAGUAUGUAAUGGCGUAAACGACUGCAAAGAUAACUCAACUUCAGACGAGACUCACGACCGGUGUCCGAAAAACAUCACAUGUCCGGCGAACCAUUUGAAGUGUGAAAAGACGAACAUAUGCGUGGAACCGUAUUGGCUGUGCGACGGCGACAACGACUGCGGGGACAAUAGUGACGAGGAUUCGGUGCACUGUUCUCAGAGAACGUGUCCAUCCAACAGCUUCCGGUGCCCGAACCACAGAUGCAUACCCGCCACAUGGUAUUGUGACGGAGACGACGACUGCGGUGAUGGAUCGGACGAGCCGCCGGAGUACUGCAAGUCGGAAGGCCGUACAUGUUUCGGCGAUCUCUUCACCUGCGACAACGGCAACUGCAUACCGAGGAUUUAUAUUUGCGAUGGUGAUAACGAUUGUUUGGACAAUUCCGACGAAGACGCGAGACACCAGUGCAAUAACCGGAAGUGCGACGAAUCGACCGAGUUCACGUGCCUGGCGAACAAGGCGUGGAACCGAGCGCAGUGCAUACCGAAAAAAUGGCUGUGUGACGGCGACCCAGAUUGCGUGGACGGAGCGGACGAGAACGCGACUGCGCUCAACUGCUCCACCGUGGCGAACUGCAGUGCGGACCAAUUCACGUGCGGCAACGGACGGUGUAUUAACAAAGGAUGGGUGUGCGACCAUGACAAUGAUUGCGGUGACGGCACGGACGAGGGCAAGGAUUGCCAUUCGCAGUACAAGACGUGCUCGCCGCGCGAGUUCGCGUGCCAAAACUUCAAAUGCAUCCGGAGCACGUACCGGUGCGACAACGAGGAUGACUGCGGCGACAACUCGGACGAGUACAACUGUCCCGGGAAGAACAUCACGACAUGUGGCUCCGAUCAAUUCCGGUGCAACAGUGGUCAGUGCAUCAACUCGACGUUGGUGUGCAACAAGGUAUCGGACUGCUCGGACGACAGCGACGAACCUGCGCAUUGCAACGUGGACGAGUGCGCCCGAGUGGAACUUAACCAGUGCGCUCACAAGUGCAUAGACACACCCACCUCGUUCACCUGCGAGUGCAACGAAGGAUACAAGUUGAUGGAGGAUGGAAAAGCUUGCGAAGAUAUAAACGAAUGUAUGGAAGUGGCCGGAGCGUGUUCGCAGUACUGUUUGAACACUCCCGGAUCCUUUUAUUGCAAGUGCGAUGAGACCUAUUACGAUCGCACGUCCGACGAGCGCACGUGUAAACGUCGCGAUAAAAUCAAACCGUGGUUAGUUUUCACCAAUAAGUAUUACGUGCGAAACAUGUCCCUAGACGCGUCCGAGUAUUCGCUCAACCAUCAAGAUUUGCUUAACGUGGUCGCGUUGGAUUUCGAUUUUGCGGAAGAAAAGUUGUAUUUCUGCGACGUUAGCGCCAAGACAAUCUACAGGACAAAAGUGGGGAGUACCGAACGAGAAAAGAUUAUUCGACACGACAGUCACGGUCUCGAAGGCAUUGCUGUGGAUUGGGUGGGUCGAAAACUUUAUUGGCUGGAUCGACACAGUAAGCACUUGGAAGUCGCCGAGCUGAACGGUACCAAUAGAAGAACUCUUAAGGCCGGUAUUCAAGAUCCACGAGCAAUAGCCGUGCAUCCGGGCACUGGUUACUUAUAUUUCACCAGUUGGCAUCUUCAGGCCUACAUCGGAAAAAUUGGUAUGGAUGGAAGCAACUUUACUCAAAUAUUAACACACGAGAACGACAUCGCUUGGCCAAAUGCUCUGACUAUUGAUUACUUUACUGAACGUAUUUAUUGGGCCGACGCUCAUUUGGAUUACAUAGCUUCUGCUGAUUUAGAAGGUAAAUUCAAGCAUAUCGUAUUGUCAGGAGACCGCGUACCGCAUGUAUUUGCACUUACGCUAUUCGACGAUGAAUUAUUUUGGACUGAUUGGAAUUUGAAAGCAAUAGUGAAAUCGAAUAAAUUUACAGGACAAAAUUACAAAGUAUUAAGGAAUACAACACAUCGUCCAUAUGAUUUAAAUAUUUACCAUCCUUUACGGCAAAUACCGUUUGCAAAUCCAUGUGGCGAUGAUAACGGUGGCUGUUCUCAUUUGUGUCUCUUACGGCCUGUUCCCGGAGUAGACUCAGCUCCAGACGGCUACUCGGAUACUAAAAGUCCAGUAUCCUUUACUUGUGCUUGCCCCAAUCAAUUUUAUAUGGACCCACGUGACAAUAAGACUUGUAUAGCAAAUUGUACUGUAGGACAGCACGAAUGCAAAGAAAAUGAUCAAAAAUGUAUUCCUUGGUUUUGGAAAUGUGACGGCGAAAGAGACUGUGCCGAUGGAACGGAUGAGCAACAAUGUGCCACGAGAUAUUGCCGUGGUGGAGCUUUUCAAUGUGAAAAUCGCAACUGUACACCAUCAGCUACUAUUUGUGAUGGCGUUGAUGAUUGUGGAGAUGGUUCAGACGAGAAAAACUGUACGCUACCGUGCCCAGAUAUAGAGUUUAAAUGUCGUUCGAAUGGUCGGUGUAUUUUAGAUUCGUGGAAAUGCGAUGGUGAGCCCGACUGUAAAGAUGGAAGUGAUGAAGAUCCAACAAUGUGCCAUAACAGACCAUGUGAUUCGAAAACCGAAUUCUCUUGUAAGAAUGGUCGCUGUAUACCAAAACUUUGGGUCUGUGAUUUUGAUAACGAUUGUGGUGACGACUCAGAUGAACCCGCUUACAUGUGUCGACAGCGGAACUGUACAACUGGUUGGCAAAGAUGUCCAGGAAGAACCAAUUAUCGGUGUAUACCUAAAUGGUUAUUCUGUGAUGGUAAAGACGAUUGCCGUGACGGUUCGGACGAGUUGCCUGAAAAUUGUCCAAAAUGUCAACCUGCAGAAUCUAAAUGCAAGAACAAUAGAUGUAUACCAAAAAGAUGGCUGUGUGAUUUUGAAAACGAUUGUGGGGACAAUUCAGAUGAGUCUGAAGAGCUAUGCAAAGGAGUAUACCGACAGUGUUCGGAAUCUGAAUUCCAAUGUUCUAAUGGAAAAUGCAUUCCGGGCCAGUGGAGAUGUGAUCACGAUGACGACUGUGGAGACAAUUCGGACGAACUCAACUGUGGAGGAUUCCAAUGUAAAAAUGGUACUUUCCAAUGCAAGAGUGGUCAUUGCAUCGCAUCGUAUUUCCGUUGCGAUGGCGACAGGGACUGCAGAGACUUCAGUGACGAAGUUGGCUGUCCUCCGAGAUAUCCUGAAGGUCGGUACUGCCCCAAAUCUAAAUUUGAAUGCAAAACUACCAAGUUAUGUGUAUUCAAUUCUGAAAUUUGUGAUGGCGAAGACGAUUGUGGUGAUGGGUCCGACGAAGCACCAGAACUUUGCUCUAACAUGAGUUGUACCCUUGACAAUCGUUUUUCUUGUGACAACAAACACUGUAUUCCAAUGUAUCAACGUUGUGAUGGUGUUGACAACUGUGGAGAUGGUUCUGACGAAAAUGAUCUAAGUGUUUGCGGUAUGAUGCAUAAUAUCAGACAAUGCGAUCAUUACACUGAAUUUACUUGUGCUAAUCGUGAAUGUGUAAACAAAUCAAAACUGUGUAAUCUUCAAUAUGACUGCGAAGAUCUAUCCGAUGAAAAAGGAUGCCAUUACUUUGGUACAUGUUUGGAGUCUAAUAAAGGAGGUUGUGAACAUUACUGCUUAAAUGUAACAUCAGGUAAAGGUUUUAGCUGUGCUUGCUAUGCUGGGUACAAGAUCGGUGAGGAUAGUAAAAAAUGUGAAGAUUUGGACGAAUGUGCACUAGGACUUCAUCAUUGUUCUCAAGACUGUUUGAAUAUAAACGGAUCAUACGCUUGCUCUUGUCGAGAGGGUUUCAUUUUGAGUGACUUGUUUAGUGGGGUUUGCAAAGCUAUGGAUCCAAAACUUACUAUAGUUUACACGAAUGGUCCCGAGUUACGUGGAUACGAAAUGAAUGAAAGAAGACAUAUGUCAAUUUUGAGCAACGAAAAACGGAUACAAGCUAUUGACUUUGAUCCAAAGUCUGAGAUAAUUUAUUGGGCCGAUUCGUAUGAUCAAUCAAUCAAACGUUCUUAUAUGGUGGAUGCUCAAAAAGGACAGGUUAAAGUAGGAUAUCCGCAAGACUUGGAUAUCAAAGGACCAUUUAAACCUGUAGCUGUCGCUAUAGAUUGGAUGGGUGAUAAUAUUUAUUGGGCUGAGAUUGAUCAAUCGAAAGAAGACAAACCGGCGGGUCGAAUAAUGGUAGCUAAACAAGAUGGAAGAUACAAAAGAACGAUAAUUAGUAGCGGACUGGAUAUUCCUUCAUCCUUAGUUUUAGAUCCCGAAAUGGGUAAAAUGUUCUGGGCAGAUGUCGGAGAAAACCCAAAAAUUGAAAUGUCUUGGAUGGACGGUUCCAGGCGAGCACCAUUGGUCACUACUAGAUUGCACUUCCCAACAGGAUUAACAGUUGACACAGCUAUGGACCAUGCAUUAUAUUGGGUGGACACUAAACUUAACGUUAUCGAAUCCAUUAAGUAUGACCAAAAGAACAGAGUGGUUGUGAUUCGUGGAGACCGUUUGCACCAUCCUAUAUCAUUGGAUCUAUUUGAAAACCAACUGUAUUGGUUAUCAAGAGAAACUGGCGAAUUAAUAAAACAAGAUAAAUUCGGUCGUGGCGUCCCGGUUACUAUCGCUAAGGACUUAGUAAAUCCAGCUGGUGUCAAAGUUUACCAUCGACAGAGAUACAACUAUACGACACUAAAUAAGUGCCAAUCUGCUGGAUGUUCACAUCUAUGUCUGUUGGUACCUGGAGGUGUAUAUUGUGCAUGCCCAGAUCAUACGCAUGUUCAGCAAGGUGCCAGUGAAAAGAUAUGUGACGCAGCCGAAGAACCACCGAAAUCAGCGCCACAAAUUUGUCCCUGUCAAAAUGGAGGUAUUUGCGUUGAAGAAGCUGAUGGGGCUGAGCUCAGUUGCUUAUGUCAACCUGAUUUUAGCGGUCACGUUUGUGAUAUCACGUCGAAACGAAUCAGAAGAAUGGGCAUCUUUAGUUCUAUGCUUAUAAUUCCAUUGACUGGAUUAUUAUUACUCUUGGUCGCUGGUGCAAUUUUCGUUUUUAUUCGCAAAAGACCAUUUGGUAAAGGAGCCGUGCUUGGUAGCUUGACGAAUUCGCAAAGCGUUUCGUUUAGACAAGGAACCAACGUAGAAUUCGGCCCCAAUGCGUUUAACAACGGACCAGGACAAGGGGAACCAUUGGACGUUGAGUACAACAUGACAGACAUAAGCGGAAAGAAUCGUGACUUCAGCAAUCCCAUGUACGAUGCUCUUGGAAAUAUGGAAUCAGAUGCCGGCAACGGUAUAUACGAAGUGCCUUUGGAUGUUACCAAGACUAAGGGUUUAGUCCAAGAACCCGCGUCCGCCAUUCUCGCGCCGUCCAGCAUUAUACAAAAAGCCUCGCCGCAGAUACAAAGGAGGCACAGAGAACUCGAGCCGGCCACAACGGACACGGGCAAAGACACACAGAUGUUGGUCGAAGAAACUGACGACUGAGAAUAUGUUAUAAUUAGAACGCAAUACAAUUUUCCCUUCCCUCAAAGAAGAAUAUACCUGGUGCGUGUAAUAAUUUAUUAAAUUUGAACCCUCUCCUCCCAUCUGAAAAAUAAUACGAGAGUUUUUAAACAAAAUAGCAUUUUAAUAAGUUUAUAUUAAUUUUUUUUUUGUAAAAUAUUUUCAUGUUUGCCAGUAUGUAACAUCGUAUUUGUUUUACUUUUAGUUUUUGUCUUACUGGUAGCGACUGACCAAUACCAUGGUGUAAGUGUAUAAAAAAACAUAAGCAUUAUUUUGUUUACACCAUGACCAAAACGCGUUAAUCGUUUGAACUUGUGAUAUCGAUUAUAUAUCAUACU